CAGAAGAGCAAAAAAGAAGAGAAGCUGAGCAUAAUAGCAAAGAAAAGAGAACAGUACUAGAAAAGCAAUACAAAGAAGAAAUGAAACUAAAAGAAAAAUAUAAUCAAAUAGAAAAGACUAGACUAGAUCAUAAGCAAAAAGAGCUAUUAAUAGAAGUCAAAAGGAUCAAAGAAAAGAAGACUAACAAAGGAAAAACAGCAAUAGAAAUCCUGUUCCAAAAUAAUCAACCAAUAGAGUUCCCAAAGAUCACUAUAGAAGAAAUAGCUAGUAGUAUUACAAAUACAAUAAUACAAAUAUAUCAAGAAGCUGAAGUAACACUUAAAGCAGAAAUAGAAGUCUAUAUUCCACAA
Molecule: messenger RNA, 350 nt
Organism: Scutellospora calospora
Lineage: Eukaryota; Fungi; Glomeromycota; Glomeromycetes; Diversisporales; Gigasporaceae
Source: the annotation of a GenBank genome assembly